CUAGCCAUUGAUAGGCCCAGGUACGAUUGAGGGAGAUUGGACAACUCCUAACUUACGAAGUAUUUAUUUAGAACUCCUAACUUAUACUGAGUAUUUAGUUACUGUAAAAAAAACUUAUAUUUAGUUUAGAUGAUAACUUUAUCCAUCUAUCCCACGAGUAAGAAGAACUAAAAUUGAAUCAUGGCAACGAGUUAUGGCGAUAAUUUUGGGUUAUGGCUCCCGCAGCAUCGGAUGGUUUUGCCUUUAAUGAUCCUCGCAGGAUUGGGGCUUGGAAUCGGAACUGUAAUCUCUUCACAUUUACGCCUGAAAAAGAUGGAGAUGAAGGAUGAUGAUGGCUACACAGGGGAGGACCUAAUAAGUGCAAUGCCAAAUGAUAUAUUGUGCUCCAUCCUCUCACGUAUGGAUACAAAAGAUGUGGUUAGGACUAGCAUAUUGUGUCGCAGAUGGAGUACCCUCUAUCUUUUUCUGCCUUAUUAUUCUUUUAGCUGCCGAUGCUCGUUCGAGAUUCCUUUCUUUGGCCAGUGUAGUUGUACAGCUGAGAACAAGAAGAAAUUUCUGACUGUCUUGGAUCGGUUUUUUAGAAUCCCUAGAGGAGCUGGCUGUGAAAAGAUUAAAUCUUUCAGCCUGUCAUUGUGUGUGAAGAGAGAUUUCAUGUGUCACAUUGACCGUUGGGUGCGUCAUAUUGCUGGAUGGGGUGUGGAAGAGCUUGCAUUCAGGCUGUGUUGUCAACAGAAUACAGAACAAAUCACAUUUCCGCUUCAGAAGCUUUUAUGCAAAGCAGCAGCAGCACCGAUGCUCAAAUCUCUGCAUUUGGUCGCAUGCGUCCUGGAACCCUUCAAUCCCCAACGGCCUUUCAAGUCUCUAACAUCCCUAAGAUUGGGUUAUAUCGAAUCAGUUGAUGUGCAGGGCAUAUUGUCAUCAUGUCCGGAACUUGAGUCUCUAACGUUGGAGUAUUGCCGUCUUCCUUCUAAGGUGUUCAUUGGUGGAGGGAAACAACUGAGGUUGAAAUCAUUAACCAUUAAUGGGUGUUAUGGGGGGGUCGAGGAGAUAUCUCUUUGUGCUGAAAACCUUGUAAUCUUGGAAGUUGAAUUUCAGACAGAUUCAGCAAUGUUUUCUCACCCUACCAAUGUCCCCAAGCUCCAGCAUUUCAGCAUGUCGGUAAUUCGCCCCAUUGAUAUAAGGCACAUCAUUAGCUGGGUAGGAAAGGAUUGUCCUCAGGUUGAAUCUCUUUAUCUUGAUUUCUGGUUGGGAGACCACACUUGCUCAUAUAGUUUGCCACGCGAGGUGCCCACAUUUGGUCGUAUGAGGCAGCUUUACAUACUAAUGGAGUUCAAUGAGUUGUUUGAUGUGACCCAAGUUGCUGCUUUAAUGACUGGCUGUCCACUGCUUCAGAGAUUGCAUUUAGUGGGAAGGGGGAGAAAAGUAGUCCAUUCUUUUAUUAAGAGGAGUGUACCUCUCAGUAAUAAUAAUCUUCAUCUUCAUCUUAAAGAAGUAGAAUUUGGUGGGUUCCUUGGUUUGGAGAAUGAGUUUGCUUUGGUAUUGUAUAUCCUUAAAAGGGCUUGGUUUCUUGAGAGGAUGGUGUUAAGCAGGGAUUAUAGGUGGUAUACUGGUGCAAAUGGAAGGUGGGAGGAGAGAAAAGAUUACAUAGGGCCUACUUGGUCAGAAAAUCCACCGUAUACUGUCACGUUUGAUCACACCAAAUCACAAGCAAUCCGUCAGCGAUUGAGAGGGCAGGCUGCUUCUCCAACAGCGCAAGUGAUCGUCAUUUAGGAUAAUGUGCUCUUACCAUUUUUCCCUUCUAACUUAUUCAGUUUAAAUUUUAAAAUUUUAAUUGUUUGGUUUGCUCUCGUAAUUAUUACCUAUGUUGUCAAAACUGGACCAAGAGGUGACACGGGUAAGGGACCGGAUCAAGGGUCAACCCGGUCAACGUUUAUAUAUAUGUGUGUGUAUUGGUUCAAAUAAGAACAAGUCUUAAUUUAAGAAUUGAGAACAAAUCUGAACCAUUCAAAAUACACCCAAUGUUGAGAUGAACGAAUGAGUAGAAGAGGGCAUCUUUGUAACAUUCUUUUCGUUAGUUUUUUGUAACUGCCAUUUGCAAUUAAUACAAACAUUCCAAUUUAGUAAA
Messenger RNA from Cuscuta epithymum, 2125 nucleotides. NCBI's taxonomy places the organism in Eukaryota, Viridiplantae, Streptophyta, Magnoliopsida, Solanales, Convolvulaceae. The record is from the annotation of a GenBank genome assembly.